CCGCGGUCGGUAGGGAAAUCUGGGGAAGCUGCUGAGCGUUGCUGCCAGAGUGUUCUGGAGCUCAGCAAAAGCCUCCAAAGCACUUAAGCUUCCCGAAAGAAAAACGGAAUAAACGAAACGAAAAGAAGGGAAGCUUGUUCCCCUAAAGCCGGGGUUUCCAGUAGUCCUGGAGAGGCGUAGUUGGCAGCGGCCCCUGAUCACACCCGGACUUGGAAAGACGGUUUUAGCCGGUUUCGGGAGGAGAGAGGUGAGGGACUUGCAGGACCUGGUCUAGGAACCUGCAGAGAGAACUCUGGGCAGGAGGAAAACGGCCCCGGAGCGGAACAGCCACCGUCUGACCAUGCCCCGAUGAGGAGGGCGGACUUCGAGGGCAACUCGUCGCGGACUGCCUGGGCUUAGCCAGCAAGCUGCGAGCUGCCAGCGGCACGGAACUGCGCGGCACGGCCCGGCGGGGUCUAUCUUCUAUGUCUUCUUGGGGCGCAAGGCGGAUCGGGGUCUCAUUUUUGCAGGAAGAGCCCUGCACUGGUGGCUUCAGGUGGCUGUCGCCGCCGCUGCUAGUGCUGUUUCUACCCCUUGUGCGAGGAGCAAAGACCGGCGAGCGGGGACACUUCCCGGGCAGCGAGGCAUCGGAUAUGUGUCAGCACAUCUGGGGCGCACAUCCGUCGAGCCCAAGGGGAGAUUUGCUGGAACAAUUCAAACUGCGAUAUUGAUCUUGGGGGUGACUGUCCCUGGCUGGCUGUCUGGUGGGAGUGCGAGUGUGCGCUCGCUGGGAAGUGUGUGCGCGUGUGCAUGUGUGUGUGCCGUGUGGGGGCCCCCCUUUCCCCCCUGUUUUCCCGUCGAGUGAUGCACUUGGAAUGAGAAUCAGAGGAUGGAAAUAGUCUGGGAGGUGCUUUUUCUUCUUCAAGCCAAUUUCAUCGUCUGCAUAUCAGCUCAACAGAAUUCACCAAAAAUCCAUGAAGGCUGGUGGGCAUACAAGGAGGUGGUCCAGGGAAGCUUUGUACCAGUUCCUUCUUUCUGGGGAUUGGUGAACUCAGCUUGGAAUCUUUGCUCUGUGGGGAAACGGCAGUCUCCAGUGAACAUUGAGACCAGUCACAUGAUCUUCGACCCCUUUCUGACGCCCCUUCGCAUCAACACUGGGGGCAGGAAGGUCAGUGGGACCAUGUACAACACUGGAAGACACGUAUCCCUGCGCCUGGACAAGGAGCACUUGGUCAACAUAUCAGGAGGGCCCAUGACAUACAGCCACCGGCUGGAGGAGAUCCGACUGCACUUUGGGAGUGAGGACAGCCAAGGGUCGGAGCACCUCCUCAAUGGACAAGCCUUCUCUGGGGAGGUGCAGCUCAUCCACUAUAACCACGAGCUAUAUACAAAUGUGACAGAAGCUGCGAAGAGCCCAAACGGAUUGGUGGUAGUUUCUAUAUUUAUAAAAGUUUCUGACUCAUCAAACCCAUUCCUUAAUCGAAUGCUCAACAGAGAUACUAUCACAAGAAUAACAUAUAAAAAUGAUGCAUACUUACUGCAGGGACUUAAUAUAGAGGAACUGUAUCCAGAGACCUCCAGUUUCAUUACAUAUGAUGGAUCGAUGACUAUCCCGCCCUGCUACGAGACGGCAAGCUGGAUAAUAAUGAACAAACCCGUCUAUAUAACCAGGAUGCAGAUGCAUUCCUUACGCCUGCUCAGCCAGAACCAACCCUCUCAGAUCUUUCUGAGCAUGAGUGACAACUUCAGGCCCGUCCAGCCACUCAACAACCGUUGCAUCCGCACGAACAUCAACUUCAGUUUACAAGGGAAGGACUGUCCGAACAAUCGGGCCCAGAGGCUGCAGUAUAGAGUAAAUGAAUGGCUCCUCAAGUAGGGAACUAAGCCAAGAAGAAUCCCACUUCAGUGAAAUGCCACAACUGUGAACUGAUGUAACCUGAAAUGUCCCCCUCCUUCCUUCUCUCUCCUUCUCUCCCUCAAGCCUCAUUCACUCUUUGGAUUGGCCCUUUCUUCAUGAAAACUGUCUGCAAAACCUUGGCAGAACACAUCUCUUACACACACUCACCAACACACAUACAAGCACUCACACACACAUACACACACAGGCAAACAUAUCUACACACACACACACACGCUCAGCCUCCAAGAUGGGAAGUCAAGUUUCAGAAACAAAAGGCUCAUUCAUAAGAGGUCUUAGAAGAAAAAAAAAAAAAAAACAGUUAACCUGAUUACAAUUUUGAUACUGUUUUCCUGAACAAAUAAAUCUACCCAAUGAGACUGUUCAGCCUUUGUACAUACAAAAUUCUUCCAAAAGAGAGAGAGAAAACACAGUUCUGACAGCAUCAAGUGGAUUUUGUUCUUUGCUUCAAGUAAUCUCGGAUAGUGUCCCAGGAUCCUUCGAGGGUGCUGGUGACAGGUGAACCAGGACAAAGUUGUCCAAGGACACUUAUUACUAGAUUAUGUUUCUUCUGUUUACUCAACAAUUUAAAAAGAAAAAAAAAAGAACAGACAUUGAAGAGAUACACAUUGUAUAUAUAUAUCACCACAGACUAUUAAAAAAUGGAACUAUUUCCCCUCUUUGUCACAUAUCUGUAGUAGGAUUUGCCAAGAUCAGAUUGAUCCAUUUGCUGUUUGUUGUUUUCCAAAGGUCAUACAUUGUGUUUGGUUAUUGUUAACAGCUCAAUAUAUGUGUUUAACGAGUUAAUUUCAUCUUUCUGGCUUUGGUCUGUUCUCCGUCCUUACAGGCUCCAUGCAACUGCUUUCUUUGCUUUCACUUGCUCCUUCAUUUACAUGUUUUGUUCAUUUGCAGCCAGUUUUUACUGAGUUUGUGGCAACUGGGAAUGCAUUUGCUAAGCAAGCAUAACUUUAAUUCCACUCCAUGGCUUGAUCAUUCAUACGAGGUGAGCUUCAGCCUGAGAUAGCAGGCGACAGAUUUCUUGCAUUUCAAAACUGCCAUUACCCACCCCACCCCUCCCUCGUGAUGCUCCCUUGAAGGAAUGCACUUUGCCUUGUAAAUUCCUGGGAAAGGGGUGUCUUUUUCUCUCCAGGUGCAGCUGGAAUCUCACAAAGUACAAAUGAAUGCCUUUCUUUUCUUGUUUAUAAUGGUCACUCACUGUGUUUGGUUACUGUCAAGAAAUCAAUAAAUGUGUUUAACAAGUUA
Messenger RNA from Camelus dromedarius (Arabian camel), 3139 nucleotides. RefSeq names its product carbonic anhydrase 10 (gene CA10). The record is from RefSeq and is a predicted model, not a curated record. Gene Ontology annotation, molecular function: zinc ion binding; carbonate dehydratase activity. The coding region runs from base 869 to 1855 and encodes 328 amino acids. NCBI's taxonomy places the organism in Eukaryota, Metazoa, Chordata, Mammalia, Artiodactyla, Camelidae. The transcript is spliced from 10 exons.